Molecule: messenger RNA, 1157 nt
Organism: Bacillus rossius redtenbacheri
Lineage: Eukaryota; Metazoa; Arthropoda; Insecta; Phasmatodea; Bacillidae
Product: trypsin beta-like
Exons: 7
Coding region: 105-1043 (312 amino acids)
Biological process (GO): proteolysis
Molecular function (GO): serine-type endopeptidase activity
Source: RefSeq, a predicted model, not a curated record
AUGGCUGAUUCUCCAAAUGCCACAGAUUGCAUCUUGAAGGAUGUUUGGCGUAUAAAAGGAUCCGCAGUUCAGCAAGAGUAUGACUCUCUCACUUCUCUGAAAUCAUGAAGGUUCUGGUGGUAGCGGUGCUCUUUCUGGCGGCUGCCCAGGCCAAGUCCGUGGCGGACUUAGACCUGCAGUUCGUCCACAAGUACGUGACCCCGAACCCCCGCCACACCGCGGAGGAGUGGGAGGCCAUCUACGCCGCCGCUGAGGCCGACACUCCAGAGAACACCACUGGACUCGUGCUGGGGACAGUCCCGCAACCUGAGGAUGCCGGGAAGGUGUUCGUGGAGCCUGCGGACCGCAUCAUCGCCGGUUCAUCCGCUGCCCUGGGUCAGUUCCCCUGGCAGGCGCUGCUGAUCCUGGGAGGAUCCGGCCUGUGCGGCGGUUCGCUCAUCUCCAACCAGUGGGUCCUCACAGCCGCCCACUGCAUGGUCGGAAUAAACAGCUACCGCAUCACUCUGGGUGCAACUAGCCGGACCGCGGCCCAAGCUGGGUCCGUGACGGAGAGUGCGCGCCAGGCGAUCAUUCAUGCCAACUACAACGACAACACCCAUGUCAACGACAUCGGCCUGCUUCAUCUGGCUUCAGCAGUCGCUCUCAACAACCACAUCAAUGUCGUCAAGCUGCCCCACAACGCUGGAAACACAUACGCUGGAUCAGCGGCCACAGUCAGCGGCUUCGGGCGCGUAAACAGCGGCAACAACGCGGUGGCGUCGGUCCUGCAGUACGUCAACGUGGAGAUCAUCACGAACGCCGUGUGCGCGCGCACCUGGGGCAACAGUGUCACGGCGUCCAACAUCUGCAGCCUCGGCUCCAACGGGAGGAGCCCUUGCAACGGUGACAGCGGUGGUCCUCUGGUGGUCCACGAGGGCAGCGGGUACACCCUGGUGGGAGCCGUGUCCUUCGGCGUCCAGAACUGCCCGGCCAACCACCCGGCCGUGUACGCCCGCAUCACCAGCUUCCUCGCCUGGAUCAAGUCCCACAGCGGCGUCGCCUAAUGAGCCCCUUACCCUCGGGACGCCAGCGUUUGCUACCGCAAACCAUUAAUUUAAAUAAAUUGCAAAAAAAAAGAAAAGAAAUAAGUAAAUAAAAUCCUAUUGAUUACAAAAAAA